This is a messenger RNA of Spizellomyces punctatus DAOM BR117, 540 nucleotides long. Its product is annotated as mRNA splicing protein SMX2. The coding region runs from base 46 to 276 and encodes 76 amino acids. The transcript has 5 exons. The record is from RefSeq and is a predicted model, not a curated record. Gene Ontology annotation, molecular function: RNA binding. Lineage: Eukaryota; Fungi; Chytridiomycota; Chytridiomycetes; Spizellomycetales; Spizellomycetaceae. Gene Ontology annotation, cellular component: U2 snRNP; U2-type prespliceosome; U12-type spliceosomal complex. Gene Ontology annotation, biological process: mRNA splicing, via spliceosome; spliceosomal snRNP assembly.
CCCGUACGAGCCCACAGUACUGCAUCUGGUAAAACUGUUUGCAUCAUGUCCAAGGCACCAACUCCAGAAUUGAAGAAGUACAUGGACAAGAGACUGUUCAUCCAACUGAACGGAGAUCGUAAAGUUACUGGAAUUCUUCGUGGAUUUGAUCCUUUCAUGAACUUGGUAUUGGAGGAUACUGUCGAAGAAGUUUCCGAAUCCGAAAAGCGUGAGAUCGGGAGUGUGGUCAUCCGAGGAAACUCUGUUCUCGUUAUGGAAGCAUUAGAUAAAAUAUGAUCGCCGUCUAUUACGCUGCUUGAGAAGAGCAUGUAGAUAAUGUUUGCUUCGUCGUAUUUGUAGAAUAUUGAAGUGUAUUAUUGGUUCACUGCGACUGUUCUAGUGGGUAGCGGAUAGUCGAGAUUCUGAGGGCAAUGUGCGCUAUUUCGAUAGGCAUAUGAGGCUAAAAAAUACUGGUCUCUGGCAUGGCUAGCACGUCAUUGACAGGCAAUCCGAGCAACGGAUGAUACAAUAUUCAUAAUGUAUUUUGCGAUGACAACUCUA